AUGGACUGGUUCCGCGAGCAGAAGACGGCGGUGCAGAUGUACGAUAUUAAGCACGGCGCCGACGCCGCCAAGAACGCCAACGGCGACGCGUACAAGGCGAACCGGCUCCAGCACAUCGACUGGGACACAGUCGGUGGCGGUGCUAUCUUUGCCGGUGUGCCGUCGGACCCCUCGGGGGUGGGGCGCAUGGGGGCGUUCGUCGCUUGCGGCAACACGCUGCCACGCGCCCGCGAGACGGUUUUGGGCGUGGAGGGCGGGGACAGGGGCGGGAGGGUGGGGAGGUGGGACCCGCGGACGGGGUCCGGGACGGUCGAGGCCGUCAAGGGCCAGUACACGGACGCAGAGGGGAAUGUCGUGCGAGGGAGCUCGGUCGUAAAGUUCUUUUCCGUGUACCUGUGUUAG
Molecule: messenger RNA, 402 nt
Organism: Emiliania huxleyi CCMP1516
Lineage: Eukaryota; Haptophyta; Isochrysidales; Noelaerhabdaceae
Exons: 3
Coding region: 1-402 (133 amino acids)
Source: RefSeq, a predicted model, not a curated record